CUUCUGUCCCCAUUCCAGCACGUUUCUGCCCCAGGUGCUGCCGUCCCACGUCUCAGUCACCCGCUCGCGGAGGGGACCGCUCACCAACACUGGGGACUGUUCACCCAAUGGGGGAAGGUCCGUGGUGCCAAGGGCAGGGGUCUCCAAGGACAAGCCCAGAACUUACAUCCCAGUGCGGUGACUCCUGUGCCACAUCCCCACUCCCAUCCAUUCCACCUGGCCAAGUGCCAGCGGGGCUCAGCUCCAAGCACGUCUCACCCGCAUCCUGGCGGCGUGGCACCCGGCUCUGCCACCGUGUCCCCCCUCUGUGCCCCUCACCGCGGUGCAGGUGACACGCUGGCUGCCACCCUGGUCUUACACUUCCUUUUGUCUGCAGGCUGGCUCAGGUGCUCCGAUCACCUGCUGCUUGCAGGAGCGGGGAAGCAGCAACUGAAGAUCGAGGGGGACUUUUGGUUUACUCAGAUGACAAGAGACAAUUUUGCUUCCCCCAAAGCCAAGGAAACAAAGCUGUCAGGCUUUAAUGGUAGCUUGUCUCCCUCCUGCAGCAUGUUUAUGGGCAAACAAGCUGCAGAGCAGACCAGGCAAACUGCAGUGCCCAUCCCCUCGAAGGCCAACGGCACCAUUCCCUCCCUGAUGAACAAGGACGGGCUGAUCGGAGGGGUGACGAACCCCAACGAGGUUUUCUGCUCGGUGCCCGGCCGCCUCUCGCUGCUCAGCUCCACCUCCAAGUACAAGGUGACGGUGGGGGAGGUGCAGAGGAGGCUCUCGCCCCCCGAGUGCCUCAACGCCUCCCUCCUCGGCGGGGUCCUGCGCAGAGCAAAAUCAAAAAACGGGGGUCGGUGUUUAAGGGAAAGGUUAGAGAAAAUCGGCCUCAAUCUACCCGCAGGACGGCGCAAAGCUGCCAACGUCACCCUGCUGACAUCACUGGUGGAAGGUGAAGCUGUCCACCUGGCCCGGGAUUUUGGCUACGUGUGUGAAACAGAAUUCCCAGCCAAAGCAGCGGCAGAGUACCUGUGCCGACAGCACUCCGACCCCACGGAGCUGCACACCAGGAAGAACAUGCUGCUGGCCACCAAGCAAAUUUGCAAAGAGUUUGCAGACUUGAUAGCCCAGGACCGCUCACCUCUGGGGAACAGCCGCCCCUCGCUGAUCCUGGAGCCGGGCGUGCAGAGCUGUCUGACUCAUUUCAGCCUCAUCACCCACGGCUUCGGCGGCCCGGCCAUCUGUGCAGCACUGACAGCCUUCCAGAACUACCUGGUGGAGUCCCUCAAGGGGCUGGAUAAAAUGUUCAUCAGCAGCACAGGGAACGGGCACACGGCCGGAGACUCCAAAGCGUCAGAGAAGGAAGGGAAGCAUCGAAAGUGAGGUGCAGACUCCAUCCCCUGCCUGGGGAGCUCCCACAGCCCGAGGAAGGUCAGCAGUGCCAGGAGGACGCGGCGCUUUCUGAACCGCUCCGUUUGAACUGGGGGUGAAACUCAAAAUGCAAACUACAAAAAGAGAAACGGAUUGAAAUUUAGCAGGAAGAAAACAACUCUGACAGACGUGGCGAGGAGGAGAAAAUAAGCCAG
Molecule: messenger RNA, 1568 nt
Organism: Meleagris gallopavo (turkey)
Lineage: Eukaryota; Metazoa; Chordata; Aves; Galliformes; Phasianidae
Source: RefSeq, a predicted model, not a curated record